CCUGCACUCGGCCCCGGCCGUGCUGUGGGAGAGGAGCCCACCUCAGGGUGCAGGAUCCGGCCGUGCCCCAGCCCUCUGCCCGUCUCUGCCUGAAAAUGCAGGGGGCCUCGCAGCCCCUCUCGCUCCUGGUGCUGCUCGUCCUCACCGCCAGCGCCCGGGGACAGGCCGGCACCGGCCCCAAGCAGCUGCAGCCCUGGCUCAUUGGCCUCACGGCCGUCGUCGUCUUCCUCUUCAUCGUCUUCGUGCUCUUGCUCGUCAACCGGCUCUGGCAGCUCCGGAGGCGCAGGAAGCAGGACGGCCUCCAGGACACCCAGGGGACCGGCAGGCUGGAGCGGGCCGGCCGCACCAACCCAGCGGCAGAGAAGAACAGCGACGAGGAGAGCGACAGCGAGGAGCAAAGCAAGGCCACGUCCUUCUGAGGCGGUGACCGUCCGCCGCCCACCCGGUGCCCGGCCCUGGGGACGCCCCGUCGGGGACCACGUCCUCAGCCCCGUCCGCGGGUUGCAGAUCCGCGCCGGGUUUUACGGGGCGGCCGAGGGGCGGGAGGUGCCGCGGCGGCCCCGGCUGCCGCCAAGACCCGGCGUGGAUCAACUACCCGCCGGAGUGGAUCGGGCAGGAGGUGAUGAGGGACAGGAGCGGGGUCGCCCCGCACCCCCCAGCCCUGGGGGUCCCGCCCGUUGGGGGGGCGGCGGGUGCCCCGGCUGUACCCCAGUAAAAGGUCUGCAGCCUGC
Messenger RNA from Grus americana (Whooping crane), 731 nucleotides. RefSeq names its product small integral membrane protein 24 (gene SMIM24). The coding region runs from base 96 to 419 and encodes 107 amino acids. The record is from RefSeq and is a predicted model, not a curated record. NCBI's taxonomy places the organism in Eukaryota, Metazoa, Chordata, Aves, Gruiformes, Gruidae. The transcript is spliced from 4 exons.